AUGGUGAACGCGAACGUAGGGUCGCCGAGCAGUAGUAAACGAGAUCCUGGUGAUUCAACGGCGCAAACAGCUGUGGAUCCAUGGUUGCUCCGUUGCGGUUUCUAUCAUGGCUAUUUGCCACGUGAAGAUGUUGGAACUCUUCUCCGAAAGCAAGGAGACUUCCUUGUACGACUUAGCGAAAACUUGGUCCGAACAAAUGAAAAACCUGAAAGACAGACAUCCAACGUGAUUUCUGUGCUCAUUGAAAAGCAAAAUAUUGUGAACUCUUCUCGCACGACAGAAAGAAACGAUCAGAUCAAAAACAUUGUUGUUUAUCAUCGUAAAGGCAAAUGGUAUCUUGAUGAAUCUUUGAAGUUCAACUCAGCAGCACUCCUCUUCGCGCAUUAUAUGAAUCAGCCACUCAUUCUCAACAAGGUCCCUAUUCUGCUUCAACGUGGUGUUGGUCUCUGCCGUUGGGAGUACUUUCACCGUAAUGUAAAAAUUGUGAAGACGGUUGGGAGAGGAGCAUACGGAGAAGUAAAGAUGGCGGAAUUACUCAAGAGAAAUGGAAGAACGGACACUGUUGCAGUGAAAACCUUAACACAAAAGACUGAGCAAGCCAUCUCCCCGAAACUAAUAAAAGAAAUCCUGAAAGAGGCGCGGAUAAUGCGUCGGUUGAGGCACCCUAAUAUAGUAUCCUUUUUGGGUGUGGUGCUCAUCGACCAUCCUCUAUAUAUUAUUUUAGAGUAUGUGGAAGGUGGAGCACUAGACUCUUAUCUGAAGAAAAAUAAAAGCAAGAUUACGAACGAAGAACGUCUGGAAGUAGCGCUGGGUGUCGCUUGGGGAAUGGAAUACCUUCACAAAAUGCACGUUCUCCAUCGUGACAUAGCUGCGCGAAAUUGUCUCUACGAAAGGAAAAUUUCUGUGAAAAUAUCAGACUUUGGUCUCUCCCGAAGAGGAAGUAUAUACAAGAUGAAAACUAUGCAAAAGAUGCCGAUUAAAUACAUGGCGCCGGAGAGUCUUUCAUCAUUUUUAUUUUCACAGAAGACGGACGUUUACUCCUAUGGUAUACUCAUAUAUGAACUAUAUUCUUGUGAAGAACCUUACCAGGGUCUUAGCACCGGUGAAAUUCGAUCAAUGAUAAGUGCUAAUUCUUUCGUAUUUCUAAGUAUUUUUCUAAAUAUUUUGAAAUAG
Molecule: messenger RNA, 1173 nt
Organism: Necator americanus (New World hookworm)
Lineage: Eukaryota; Metazoa; Nematoda; Chromadorea; Rhabditida; Ancylostomatidae
Exons: 9
Coding region: 1-1173 (390 amino acids)
Biological process (GO): protein phosphorylation
Molecular function (GO): ATP binding; protein tyrosine kinase activity
Source: RefSeq, a predicted model, not a curated record